Messenger RNA from Corapipo altera (White-ruffed manakin), 2697 nucleotides. RefSeq names its product hemojuvelin BMP co-receptor (gene HJV). The record is from RefSeq and is a predicted model, not a curated record. Gene Ontology annotation, molecular function: coreceptor activity. The coding region runs from base 260 to 1528 and encodes 422 amino acids. Gene Ontology annotation, cellular component: plasma membrane. NCBI's taxonomy places the organism in Eukaryota, Metazoa, Chordata, Aves, Passeriformes, Pipridae. The transcript is spliced from 2 exons. Gene Ontology annotation, biological process: BMP signaling pathway.
AGAUUCAUGCCAAGGACUGAGCCCUGCACUCUGGGGGAUCCAAAUUCAUCUCAGGGACCAAGCCCUGCACCAGGAGACAAUUCCUUCCAGGAAGGGUCUCCAUGGAAAUCUGGAGUGGGUUAGAACAGGGAGACAAGACCUUCCAGGAAGGGUUUCCAUGGAAAUCUGGAGUGGGUUAGAACAGGGAGACAAGACCUUCCAGGAAGGGUUUCCAUGGGAAUCUGGAGUGGGUUAGAACAGGGAGACAAGAAGGGCUUCCAUGGGAAUCUGGAGUGGGUUAGAACAGGGUGAGAAGUCCUUCCAGGAAGGGUCUCCCUGGGAAUCUGGAGCAGCCUGGACGGUGCGAGGCGGUGGGAGGAGCAGGGGCCGCCCUUGCCCACCCCAUCCCUCCUCCCCAGUCUCUUCCCAGUGCAAGAUCCUGCGCUGCAACUCGGAGUACGUGGCGGCGACGCUGCCCCUGCGCGGCCCCGGCCGGGGCGCCGCGUUCUGCACCGCGCUCCGCUCCUACUCCCGCUGCACCCGCCGCACCGCCCGCACGUGCCGCGGCGACCUGGCCUUCCACUCAGCCGUGCACGGCAUCGAGGACCUCAUGAUCCAGAACAACUGCUCCAAGGAAGGGCCCACAGCGCCGCCCCGGCCCCGGCCCCCCGCCCCCGAGCGCCAGGGCUUCGAGUCGCUCGACGUCUGCGACUACGAGCGCAGCUUCCUCUACAAGCACGGCCGCCCGCCCGCCUUCCAGCACUGCGCCGCCUUCGGGGACCCCCACAUCCGCACCUUCCACCACGACUUCCACACGUGCCGGGUGGAGGGCUCCUGGCCGCUCCUGGACAACGACUACCUGUUCGUGCAGGCCACCAGCUCGCCGGUGGCCAAGGGGUCCAACGCGACGGUCACCAGCAAGCUCACCAUCAUAUUCAAGAACAUGAAGGAAUGCAUCGACCAGAAGGUCUACCAGGCCGAGCUGGACAACGUCCCGGCGGCCUUCCAGGACGGCUCGGUGAACGGGGGCGCGCGGCCGGGCGGGAGCAGCCUGGCCAUCCGCGAGCGCGCGCCCGGGCGGCACGUGGAGAUCCGCGCCGCCUACAUCGGCACCACCAUCGCCGUGCGCCAGGCCGGCCGCCAGCUCUCCUUCUCCAUCCGCGCCGCCGAGGAGGUGGCCCGGGCCUUCACGGAGGAGCAGGACCUGCAGCUGUGCGUGGGCGGCUGCCCCCGCAGCCAGCGCCUGUCCCGCAGCCCCCGCGGGCGCGGGCGCGUGCCGGCCGACACGGCGCGGGCGCUGUGCCGGGAGAUGCUGCCCGUGGAGGACGUCUACUUCCAGUCGUGCGUCUUCGACGUGGUGACCUCGGGCGACGCCAACUUCACCAUGGCGGCCCGCGGCGCGCUGGAGGACGCCCGGCUCUUCCUGCCCGACGCCGAGAAGCUCCACAUCUUCCAGGCCGGGGCGAGCUGCCCGUCCUCGUCCCCCCCCCUCCUCCUCCUCCUCCUCCUCCUCAGCUCUGCUCUUUGGGUGGUUUUGUUGCACUUUUAACCCCCGCCCGCUCCGUGUGGGACCCGGGAGAGCGGCUGGCUCCGGAUCCGUGGCUGCGACCGGGAAAGACGCCUCACCUCGGAUUGGGGGUCUCUGCAGCCGAAAGGAAUUGGAGACCUGGACCACGGGAAAGGGGAGAGGUGACCCCCUGGUUUGCACUCGCUGCUCUCGCAUGGGUGGUGCCAGCUGAUCCCAGCUCCUCUCCUGAAGGCACAUCCCAGUUUUUCGGUUCGAUUCUCACGUGUUCCUUUUUCCCUAAGGAUGUGACGUUGCAGCAAAAUAAACACCCAGGGUCAGAAACCCCCUCUGCCCCUCAGAGCCUUCCCAAAACUCACUUCCCGUCCUUCUCCUGGUGUUAAUCCAGCAGAAUUUCGUUCAGGAGCCCUACAAAUGCAGAAAUAACGGACUCAAAGCCCAAAUCCCAAUUUUUAGCAGUUUGGUGGAUUUGGGACCCUUCACCCAGAAGCAGAGCAUGACCAUGAGUCGGUUUUGGGAGCGUUGUGACCGAGGGGGGAAUCAGUUUUGUCCAUCUCCUCCUCUUCCAGGAUCAACAGCAGGCUGAUCUCCAGCAGUGGGAGCUGUGGAGCACCAGGCCUCGGAUAUCCCAGGCCACUGUUGCUAUUUUUCCUUGUUGUCUUGGCACCUGUUGCAGACUUGAUUUAGCCGGGUCUGGACUCGGGACCAGCAUCAGGUUUCAGGGAGGGAAAAAACACCCCUUGGGAAUCUCUCUCCCUUGGGCCCAGAUUCUCUGCGGCUCCUCAAAUCCAACCCAAAUUGGGGGUUUCGCUUGGAAAACAGAAUUCCUGAUGGCAAAGAGCCAGCUGGGCACAGGGAUGGGCAGGGGAACCCCCCAGGGAAGGUGCAGGACUGCAGAGGGGAGGGCAAAUUUCGCGUGUUUCAGAGGAUUUCAGCCGGAGUUCUAAAGGAGAAAUGUUUUCCAUAGGAAAAACUUCCCUUUAUUUUUAACAAAGGACUAAAAACUUGGCCAUCCCUGCCCCAUGGAGAUGCAAGAAGAGCCUUGCAGUGCUCCAUGGGGAGAAAAUCCUUCGUGGGAAUAAGAUUCUCUGAAGGGAGAAAAUCCUCUGGGGCAGGGUUGAGAGUGCUGGAGCUCCUGGUAGAGAUGGGACUGGCCCCAUCCAGGAAUAUUAAAAGAAAGAACUGAAUUUUAU